AUGGCGCCAAUGCCAGCUUUGACAGCCGCUGAGCGGUUGGAUGCGAUUGACGACUUCUCGUCCCAAUUUCAGCACCAUUUGAUGAAUGUACGAGGGGUUGCUUUGACGGCGUCUCUUCGUUUGGCAAUAGUCAAUUAUGCACGUGAAGCUAUCUUUUGCAGCGAGUGCUCUGACCAGUUGCCACAAAGCGCCUGUCUAAAACCGGGCACGAAUUUCUUUGCUAUGAUUGCCAAGAUAGAGCACAACAAAAACGCGUCAGCCGACACAGAGAUUCCCGACACCACAGCAAAGAUCCUUCGCGCCAUUGUGCACAGUAUUGUGAAUCACCAGGGACGGCUGGAUGCCACUUGGUAUGACAAUGUCAUCCACUCGAUUCUGGAGACCAAGGGAAUCUUGCCCCAGGAAACAGACGAGGAGGAAGAAGAGAGCAACUCCCAACAGCGACAAUAUUUGGCAUACGCCGCAUUUGCGGAGAUUUUGAUUCUGACAUGCAUGUCUCAUUGCCUUCAUGUGGCCUUCUUGGUGCUGGGUCGCCCGCUUCCUGCGCUUCCCUCGCAAUCAGAGCUGAAAGACGGGCUCUCCGCCAAGCAAGGGCCCACAUUGUUGGAUUGGACCAGCCUCUUGAAAAGAGCUCCACGUCGCAAUCCCAAAAUCUGCUUCACGCCUUUUGUUUAUUCAGGGGAUUUCAACAAGAGAAGCCCAGAUUUUCGGCAGAUAUCCAAAGAAGCGUGGCACACAAUGCAAGGCAUGAUGGACCGCACAGCUCCUGAGCUUCCUUUAGGUUUUGCCGUCGAAGACACCGUCUUCAUGGGCCAAAUGGGGGAACUCUUUGCAGUUCCAGACAAAGACUUUAUGGCCUUGUACAACACCGAGUUGGACCCUGCUCUUCGUUGUGCAGAUGACUUUACUCGAUACGAUACAGAAUUCAUCUCUACCAAAGUGGCAGAGGCCUACAACUACGUUAUCCCGGGCCGCGAGGAAGCAUUGCAAGGCUUGGUGGCCGCUGUGACUUGUCGUCCCGUCGACCUGGCCACCGUGUCCAAAGCACGGGAUGUGGUUCUCCAGGAUCAAGGAGAAGGCACUCUUGUUGAAGCGGCUGUCGUGUUGGGAUUAACGGAUGCGGUGACCAAGGUCACAGAUGCCACAGGAAAACAACCACUGGCAGGCCUUUUGUGGACCUUUCUCAAGUUUGUCUUUGCUAUUUUGCGGUACCUUUACGAGAAAUGGAUGUGA
Molecule: messenger RNA, 1233 nt
Organism: Seminavis robusta
Lineage: Eukaryota; Bacillariophyta; Bacillariophyceae; Naviculales; Naviculaceae
Source: the annotation of a GenBank genome assembly